Messenger RNA from Dibothriocephalus latus, 645 nucleotides. The record is from the annotation of a GenBank genome assembly. NCBI's taxonomy places the organism in Eukaryota, Metazoa, Platyhelminthes, Cestoda, Diphyllobothriidea, Diphyllobothriidae.
AUGAGCACAGAGGGGAACGCAAUCGGACACUGCGCACUCCUUCCACCGGAAUUGUUUCCGCCCCGUGACUGCACUAUCUUUGAAGAAGAAGAAGAGGAAGAACGGGGCGGAUGGGGUUUUUGCGUGCUGGUCUGGGACGCAAACUUGGAUUCUACGGUGGCACCUCCAGUCGUCUUGGCUCUGUUUUUCUGUUGGGCCCAGGAGGGUGAGAGUAGCAACGACCUGAAGACCGAAAUCACACGCCUGCUCGGUUGCGAGACCUUGUUGAAGGAGUCCCUGGCUGAGGAGUCCUCGAAGCUUGCGCAGGCAGAAGCCGAGUGUCAGAAGUUGCGCGAUGCCGAGGGUUCUGCCCUCUCCGGUCUGCAGACAAAACUGGACUCCACGCUGAUGGAGCAUCAGACCCUGAUGGAUCAGUUCAUUGCGGUGCAGGACAAGAACAGUCAAUUGGAGGCUGCUCUGGGUACCUGUCACCAGGAGCUGGAAAGCCUGCAGCGCAUUGUCCUCGAUCUGGGUCGGCAGAAUCAGACCCUACAGAUUGCACAAGAGCGCCUGACCAACAGGCAGUGGGUCGCCGACGAGUCAGCCAUCGCCUGCUCCAACUGCCAACGGGAGUUCUCCAUCAGCCUACGCAAGGUGAGUAAAUAG